Messenger RNA from Chara braunii, 4642 nucleotides. The record is from the annotation of a GenBank genome assembly. NCBI's taxonomy places the organism in Eukaryota, Viridiplantae, Streptophyta, Charophyceae, Charales, Characeae.
GUGAGUGUGCCAGGACGUUCUACGAAUCACAUCCCUUCCCCAGGUCUUGUCGAAGAUCGCCCGCCAUCACUACAUCCCUAUUACAGAACGCCGGCCAUCGCUCCAUUCUCGUUGAAGCAGAUCGUCUGCCAUCGCUCCAUUGCUAUUGGAACAGAUCGUCCCCCAUAGCUACAUUGCUAUUGGAACAGAUCGUCCCUCAUAGCUACAUUCCUGUUAGAGCAAACCACCUGCCAUCGUUAUCCGUGUUUGAGAUUGCCCAUCGUCGCCGUCGUUGUUGGAGAUCGACCACCAUCGCUGCUCGUGUCGGAGAUCGCCCGCCAUCGCUAAUCGUGUUGAAGAUCGCUCGCGAGUGGAGGAAAGACAGGGGAGGGGGGUGAGACAGAGGAGGAGGGGGGAGACAGGGAGGUCAACAUGCCGGAGCUGCAGGCAGACUCCGUCGCCAAGGCAUCGAUUUCGCUUCCGACGCAUUUGUACAGACUCCUCCACAAUGCGUGCGCUUGCAAUUGACACGUGGACAUAUACACAGAGUGGCUCUUCGCUGCUGCCAACGAGGUUUUAUCCAGAGGAGACGAAGGGACUAUGUUGGCGAUUGGUGACACUGGCGGGUUGAUUCUCUCGGAUUGGGAUUCGUGGUUGAGGAUCCCUGCGGCCUGCUGUGAUUCUUCGUCAGCACUUUGACUGCGUGCAUCGGCGAGCCCUCCUCCUCCUCCUCCUCCUCCUCCUCCGCCUUCUCUUGGUUGUUGAAGUUUGUCUGGUAUUCAAGUUGUGCUUGGCGAUUUGAAGUUGUCUUAGCUUUGUCUGCUCAAGUUUUGUCUGUUCCCUCUUCAGCCUGCUGUAGUUCGUGGCUUUUUGUGUUGGUGUGUUUUUUGAGGGGGGUAAGGUCCCCGGUGCUGAGGAGGAACUGCGGGAAGGAGGACAGAUAAGGUCGGGGCCGCGGCAUCAAAGCGGAAGGCGGAAAAACUGUUUUCACACUUGACAGACUUUGGGGCACACCUCGGCGCAGAGGACAAACUGUCUCACAGAGAGAGAGAGAGAGAGAGAGAGAGAGAGAGAGAGAGAGAGAGAGAGAGAGAGAGAGAGAGAGAGAGAGAGAUUGUUUGGCGGCGGUGGCAUCGAAGCGCGAGGCAGAAAAACUGUGUGACACGGGUCAGUUUUUCAGGCACUAAUCGGCACAGAAGGCAGAGAGGCUGCGUGUGUGUGCGCGUGUGUGCGUGUGUGCGUGUCUGCGUGCGUGUGUGUGCGUGUGUGNGAGAGAGAGAGAGAGAGAGAGAGAGAGAGAGAGAGAGAGAGAGAGAGAGAGAGAGUGAAUGUUAACCGCUGGAAGUGGCAGACCGGGGAGCAGACACUGGUGGAGGCGACGAAGGGGUGCGAUACGCAUCAGUUUUUCCGGCUUGGUCAUGGCGUCCGUCGUCGGUAUCGCUCUCCUCUUUUUCGUGCUGGAGAUGGUCUCCAUGUACGGUGGCCACCGUUUUGGAGGUGGAUUGGUCCUUGGGCAGAUAUUGCAGGGGUGCCGUGAGGGGGAACACUCCCGAUGUGAUCCGUUGGUUGGUGGUGGUCUCGAUCAAGUUGUGGAGCGGAUGCUGGGUAAUGGAGAGCACCUCAAAGAAGAUGGAGUUUAUGGCCCAGUCCCUGCUGUGAGGGUUGCGAUCGUCGGUGGGGGAUUGGCCGGCUUGUCCGCUGCUGUUGAGGUCGUAAAGAGAGGUGGCUCCGUUGUCCUUAUUGAAAAGACUGCAAGGCUAGGAGGAAACUCUGCUAAGGCCAGCUCAGGAAUGAAUGCUGCGAACAGCACGCCACAAUUGUUGAUGGGAAUAGAAGACGACCUCGACGACUUUAAGUCUGACACAAUAAAAUCAGGCAAGGGGAAAUCGUUGAAGGAGUUAGUGGACGUUCUCGUGGAGCACAGUGCAGAUGCCGUCAAUUUUCUCCAAGGCCAUGGCAUUGAUCUAUCCAACAUUGUUCAGCUUGGAGGACACUCGCAUCCUCGCACACACAGAUCACGUUCUGAUGGGAAGGCCAUGAACAUAGGGUGGCGGAUAAUGUCGACUCUUAUAAAGUACAUGGAAGCACAGCCUUCGGAAUCGGUGCAAAUUUUGAAGAAUGCCCAAGCGACUUCUCUUAUUGUGAAUGACGCUCAGCACGUGGUUGGGGUGAACGUUACAGUGACCCAGAAAGGAGAAUCCGGAGAUAAUAUCCGGGAGGAAAUGCAACUAUUUGUGGAUGCAGUUGUGCUUGCAACAGGAGGCUAUUCAGCAGACAGGGAAGGGCUUCUGAAGGAGUACGUUCCGGAGAUCAGGAACCUUGCCACAACAAAUGGACCCUUUGCGACAGGAGAUGGAGUUAAGAUAGCGAAGGAAAUUGGAGCGGGGCUGAUGCACAUGGACCAGGUCCAACUGCAUCCCACUGGGUUUGUUGAUCCCAAGGAUCCGGCGAAUCCAACCAAGUUCCUCGCUCCAGAGUCAUUGAGAGGUUGUGGAGGCAUUCUUCUGAACCAAAAGGGAGAAAGAUUUGUUAACGAGUUAACUACACGUGACGCGGCUACCAAAGCUAUCAUGAGUGAAUGCGACAGGCUCCCCUUGGAGAUAGUCAAGCGUGCAGGGGGCAAAAUCAAUGGAGUGGAGGUUGUCGAAGGGAAUGUUGAAAACAAUGACAACCUGCCGAUAUCGGCAUAUAUGCUCAUGACUGAAGAAGGCAUAGAUAAGUUUGACAGAACCAUUGCGAAAUUCUACAUCGGAAAGGGAUUCAUUCAACGGUUUGAAAAUGCAACCGAAUUCUGCAAGGCGUUCGCAUUGCCUGAGGAUGUGGUCGUCGAUGUGCUAGAGAACUAUGGCAAGCAAAGGGAAGAUCCUUAUGGGAAGACAGUUUUCCCCGUUCUUUUCAGCCCUCAUGCUCCUCUGUACGCCCUGAUCGUCACCCCCUCUCUGCACUACACCAUGGGCGGGCUGAAGUUUUCGCAAUCUGGACAAAUUCUCAGGGACAAUGGAGAGCCAAUUGUUGGGCUAUUUGGUGCUGGAGAGGUGACAGGUAUGCACGUCUUCGUCUUUACUCUCUCUGGCUUGGUUCCAACGGAGUACACCGCCUUGCCACUCAUUCAGCGCUAUUCCCCAAGCAAGUCAUGUGCUGUACUUCGUUUUGCCCUGCCCUCGAAGGACCAUGUCUUGGGCCUUCUCUGUGGGCAGUACUUGGCUGUCAGAGCACAGCCGCGUACGCCGAGCGAGCAGCCCAUUGUGCAAUUUUACUCGCCUUUGACGCCUGCUGAUGAAUUCGGCUUUUUCGAAGUGGUCAUCAAGCAUCACCAGGCAGCUCCCGGCUCAAUGCCCGACCGAAUGAUGUCUCUGCCCAUUGGCGGUACUUUGGAAUUUGCAGGCCCUCUAGGGGGGUUCACGUAUGAGCCGAACAUGUACGAGAAAGUAGGGAUGAUUGCAGGAGGUACAGGGAUUGCGCCGAUGAUGCAGAUCAUCCGGACGGUCAUCAGGCAUCCGGCAGAUAACACACAUCUCUCACUGUUGUAUGGCAAUGCCGUGGAAGAUGAGAUCCUCUGCAAAGAGGAGUUGAUGUACAUUGCCGAAACGAGGGAGAAUGUGCGCGUACAUAUGUUUCUGGAGCAGCCACCUCAGCGAUGGACAAUGGGAAGGGGGUAUAUCACGGAGGAAGCAAUCAAGGAGCGCAUGCCAGCACCAGGCACGAACUCUCGCAUCGUUAUGUGUGGGCCAGCGACGAUGAUCAAAGUUAUGAAGGAGACGCUGCAUCGCCUAGGAUAUGCUGAUCACCAGCUCUACAUAUUCAACGAAACGGCUAUCGAAGACGCGACUGCACAGAGCUAAGCUGAGAGGUCGGCAACGUUGACGGAAGUAAAGGAGGAGGCGCUGCAGCGCUUAGGGUACCGUGAUCACCAGAUCUACGUAUUUGAUGGAACGGCUACCGAAGAUGCGAUCGCACGAAGCGAAGCUGAGGGAGUGGCACUUACCUGUGUAAAAGGCUAUGACGGCAAGCGGAUGCCGGGAGCGGAGAAGGUGGUUGCUUUUUUUGUGCACUGUUUUGGUGAGUGCAUUCGAAUCAUUUAGUGCAGAUCACAUGGGAUGUAGUUUUGUUAGUCAGCAAUAGUGAGCAUGAGGGUAGGUUGUGACACGUCGGGAGGUGUCUGGAGUUGGGAUGGGGUCUGGGCUAGGGAAGGAGGGGGGUGGGGAAAGAGGAAAAAAAGGGCAACGGGUUGAGCUGGGAAAGAAGGGUAGGAUGUAUAAGAAACAAGAGAAAGUAGAUGCAUUGUUCCUGGCUGUUUGGAUGUUUGACAGGUUUUCAGCUGAGUCUGUUCGACUAAGAAGCGAAUGGAAAUGUCCGUGAUUUUGAGUGUCGACGAGUUCAUCUGUCUGUGUAGAGGCGGAGAUUGCCUACUGUGUGGUGGUUUUGUCUAUCAGGUAUUGUUUUCUCUUUGCCGAUUCUGAUGUCCGCAAGCGUGUGCAGUUACGUUAACCGUUUGGUAUUCUAUAUGUUACCUUUUGCUUUGAUGGCCUACUUCCUGUGGUGAUGCGAGCAUGAGGAUGGUGUUUUGUGGAUGAUUACUGAUAUUUUCAGAUACAGUAUAUUAUCUGUGUUGUUUUUAUGAGGUGGGGUGUUUGCAGGUUCUGCUGAAUGGAAAUUUUCCAUC